AUGUCUGACGCCGGCUCAGAGGGUCCCCUCGACCCCACUCUCCAGAACAUCCUCGACCAGAAGAGCCUCAAGUGGAUCUUCUGUGGUGGAAAGGGUGGUGUCGGAAAGACGACGACGUCAUGUUCGCUUGCGAUCCAGCUGUCCAAGGUCCGCGAGAGCGUCCUUCUCAUCUCCACUGACCCGGCGCACAACCUGUCUGACGCCUUUGCCCAAAAGUUCGGCAAGGACGCGACCAAGGUGAACGGCUUCGACAACCUGUACGCGAUGGAGAUCGACCCGAACAGCUCGAUGCAGGAGAUGAUCGAGAACAGCGACCAGGGCGGUGCGAUGGGCGGCAUGAUGCAGGACCUCGCCUUUGCGAUCCCGGGUGUGGACGAGGCGAUGGGUUUCGCCGAGGUCAUGAAGCACGUGAAGAGCAUGGAGUUCAGCGUCAUCGUGUUCGACACUGCGCCGACAGGCCACACGCUGCGUUUCCUCUCCUUCCCUUCCGUGCUCGAGAAGGCGCUCGGUAAGCUCUCGCAGCUCUCUGGCCGCUUCGGACCGAUGAUCUCGCAGAUGAGCUCCAUGUUCGGCGGCCAGGCCGGCGCGCAGGAGGACAUGUUCGCCAAGCUCGAGCAGAUGCGCGAGACGAUCACCGAGGUCAACACGCAGUUCAAGGACGCGGACCUGACGACAUUCGUGUGCGUGUGCAUCUCCGAGUUCCUGUCGCUGUACGAGACCGAGCGCCUCAUCCAGGAACUCACCAAGUACGGCAUCGACACGCACAACAUUGUCGUCAACCAGCUCCUGUACCCGAAGAAGGGCGACCACUGCGACCAGUGCUCGGUCCGCUACAAGAUGCAGCAGAAGUACCUCAAGGAGGCGUACGACCUGUACGACGACUACUUCCACAUCGUCCUCCUCCCGCUCCUCACGCACGAGGUCCGCGGAAGCGACAACCUCAAGAAGUUCUCCGAGCUCCUCGUCAAGCCCUACGAGCCCGGAGAGGUCCAGAAGCUCGAGGACAUUCCCGACGACCCCGACGCCGCCAACUAG
Trichosporon asahii var. asahii CBS 2479 is the source of this 1035-nucleotide messenger RNA. RefSeq lists its product as uncharacterized. Bases 1 to 1035 code for a protein of 344 amino acids. Gene Ontology annotation, cellular component: GET complex. NCBI's taxonomy places the organism in Eukaryota, Fungi, Basidiomycota, Tremellomycetes, Trichosporonales, Trichosporonaceae. The record is from RefSeq and is a predicted model, not a curated record. Gene Ontology annotation, biological process: post-translational protein targeting to endoplasmic reticulum membrane. Gene Ontology annotation, molecular function: ATP binding; ATP hydrolysis activity. The transcript is spliced from 3 exons.